Messenger RNA from Drosophila rhopaloa, 811 nucleotides. Its product is annotated as lysozyme 2. The record is from RefSeq and is a predicted model, not a curated record. Bases 1 to 609 code for a protein of 202 amino acids. The transcript is spliced from 4 exons. NCBI's taxonomy places the organism in Eukaryota, Metazoa, Arthropoda, Insecta, Diptera, Drosophilidae. Gene Ontology annotation, molecular function: lysozyme activity.
AUGAGGAAGAGUCCGGUGGCUGGCAGCCAACUUAGAUCAGUUGUGUGGUCAACACGGCGGCAGAAGGUCGGGGUCUCUAUUCUAGAUCGGAAUCAAAGCUCAGAUAUGCUUCGAUUACUCGUCGGCUUGGCUUGUUUGUGGCUACUGGUGGACAGUGGGUCCAGUACUGAGGUGAAAAACAAACCCGUCACGGAAGAUUGCCUGGACUGUCUAUGUGAAACAAUGAGUGGCUGCAAUGCAUCCGCAAUUUGUGUGAAUGGGGCAUGCGGCAUAUUCCGGAUUACUUGGGGCUACUGGGUGGAGGCGGGAAAACUGACUCUGCCCACGGAUACAGCGCUCUCCGACGACGCCUUCACCAACUGCGUGAAUCAGCCCCACUGUGCAGCCGACACGGUCCAGAACUACAUGUUUAAGCACGGACAGGACUGCAAUGGAGAUGACCACAUCGAUUGCCUGGACUUCGGAGCCCUCCACAAGCUGGGCAAUCUUAACUGCCGGGGAGAACUGCCCAAUAUCUUUGGCAAGGUCUUCAAUGGGUGCCUGAAGGCCAAGCAGCGAUUGGCAGAAAAGAAAAUUGUCCAAGCUAAGGAAACGCCGGGACUAACAUAAUUGAUUCUUUAUUGGGCUUAUUUGCUCCCCUUUUGCGGGAUAUCUUUUUCUGUUUUUAAAACAAUCCUGGUAACACAUAUACACAUACAUACAUCGAAACAUUGCUUAUGUUUGCCGCUUGAACAGUUUCCAAUAUAGGUAUGGAAUCUAUAGAUUUAGUUACAGAUAUAUAUAAUAUAUAUAGAGGGGUAUAUGAAAACUA